This is a messenger RNA of Eufriesea mexicana, 324 nucleotides long. RefSeq lists its product as uncharacterized. The record is from RefSeq and is a predicted model, not a curated record. NCBI's taxonomy places the organism in Eukaryota, Metazoa, Arthropoda, Insecta, Hymenoptera, Apidae. The transcript has a single exon. Bases 1 to 324 code for a protein of 107 amino acids.
AUGGGAACCGUUUCGAUCGAUCUUCGAGCAGUGGACACAAGUGAAAGGCGAGGAAGCCUGGGUGGAAGUUCUCAUGCCGCGGGAUCCUCGAGCGAGGAUGCUGAGCCGGAUGAACCGGGCGCUGUCGCCGUCGGCAACGAAGAUCGUCUACGGGGUGCGCUGCACACGGCCCCGGCCGAGGAUCAGGAGGGAAAUGGUAGACGAUUUCCGGCGGAGGACGCUGAACCUAGCAGUCAAAUACUAAAAUUCGCUUAUCCAAAGGGAAAACGCAAUAAUGGGAAAAAGUCUAGUCGUUGCAAGCGUAGAGUGACCUUUGCCCUGUGA